CGCCCGGCGCCGCGAUGCCCGAAAACAGCUCCUUCAACUGCUGCGAGGGCUCCUCCGCGCGCCCCCGGCCGCCCUGGGUGGCUCCCUCGCUGGCCGCCGUGCUCGUCGUCACCACCGCCGUGGACGUGGUGGGCAACCUCCUGGUCGUCCUCUCGGUGCUCACGAACCGCAGGCUCCGGAACGCAGGUAAUUUGUUCUUGGUGAGCCUGGCAUUGGCUGAUCUGGUAGUGGCCUUCUACCCCUACCCACUGACCCUCCUGGCGAUCUUCUAUGAUGGCUGGGCCCUGGGGGAAGCACACUGCAAAGCCAGCGCCUUUGUGAUGGGUUUGAGUGUCAUCGGCUCUGUCUUCAACAUCACUGCUAUCGCCAUUAACCGCUACUGCUACAUCUGCCACAGCGUGGCCUAUCACCGGAUCUGUAGGCACUGGCACGUCCCUGUCUACAUCAGCCUCAUCUGGCUCCUCACCCUGGUGGCCUUAGUGCCCAACUUCUUCGUGGGAUCUCUGGAAUACGACCCUCGCAUCUACUCCUGCACCUUCAUCCAGACCGCCAGCGCCCAGUACACGAUGGCUGUGGUGGUCAUCCACUUCCUCCUCCCCAUUGCUGUAGUGAUCUUCUGUUACUUGCGAAUCUGGGUGCUGGUACUUCAAGCCCGCAGGAAGGCCAAGUCAGAGAACAAGCUGUGCAUCCGGCCCAGCGAUGUGCGGAGCUUUCUAACUAUGUUUGUGGUGUUCGUGAUCUUCGCCAUCUGCUGGGCCCCCCUCAACUGCAUCGGCCUUGUCGUGGCCAUAAACCCAGAACAAAUGGCUCCCCAGAUCCCAGAGGGGCUCUUUGUCACUAGCUACUUCCUUGCUUAUUUCAAUAGCUGCCUUAAUGCUAUUAUCUAUGGGCUCCUGAACCAGAACUUCCGCAGGGAGUACAAGAGAAUCCUCUCCUCGCUCUGGACGCCACAGAGAUGCUUUCAGGAGGCUUCCAAGGGCAGCCAUACAGAGGGGCUGCAGAGUCAAGCCCUGCCUGUGGUUAAUGCCCUGACCCCAUCCAGGCAGAGGGACUCCAACCUGGUCUGAGGCACAUUAGCUGGCUAAAAGCCCCAUGAACAAUUGGGAGUGACUCGGCUGCAAGGGUGAGAUCCGGCAGCCUGCUGUUCCACUCAUCCGGUCCACAUCCACAGCCCACAACCUGGGGAACCUGGUGUUGUGCACAAGGGGCCCAUCAGGCACUGGACCUGACAGGCACUCUGAGAAGCAUCAACUGUGAGGUGUUGGAGGCUUGGCACAUACA
Messenger RNA from Chinchilla lanigera (long-tailed chinchilla), 1281 nucleotides. It is a transcript of the gene Mtnr1b, whose product is annotated as melatonin receptor 1B. NCBI's taxonomy places the organism in Eukaryota, Metazoa, Chordata, Mammalia, Rodentia, Chinchillidae. Gene Ontology annotation, cellular component: membrane. Gene Ontology annotation, molecular function: melatonin receptor activity. Bases 15 to 1067 code for a protein of 350 amino acids. The transcript is spliced from 2 exons. Gene Ontology annotation, biological process: G protein-coupled receptor signaling pathway. The record is from RefSeq and is a predicted model, not a curated record.